AUUCAUUUACAGUUUUUACAGCGUCGAUUUUCUCUUUUUCCGUGCCGUUCGGUGCCGUGUUCGUCUGGACUCGGUACGGGAGUGAACGCUCGGAGGUGUCAGCGUUUGGUUUGGGUCGUGAAGGCAGUUUCGCAGCUCGCUCCCCUCUUUCCGUCUUUGUUGACGUGAGACGUUUUGUUGUUCUGGCUUUUUGCGCAAUAAAUGGCCCGUCUAUUUAACUCGGAUUCACGACAUUGUCGCUGCCUCCGGUGUCGUGUGUGACAUAAUGGCGACCGAAUGAAGACGCUCGUGCCUGUUUUGGUCGAGGCGACGUAUAUAUUUUUUAUUUUUUUGUUUCCCUUUCUAAUCACCGCUUUUGACGAAGUUGAACAAAAUGUUCAAAGUUUAGCGAUUAAAAAAUAUUGUACACCGUCCGUUUUUGUUUUUCGUUCGCUUUUGACGACUUAUUUCGGGGGUUUUCAACUUGUUUUCGAUAUUCUCUCAUUAUCGCUCUUCUUAGCAUUGAAUGAAUGGGCUUUUAGUACGCAUGCGCGCUGGUUCUGAAAGUUUAUAAACAAGACAAGUCACAUGACAAGAGCCUUAUCUCUCCAGGACAUCAUGGUGUGGGAGGUGGUAACUCCAGCCGUGCUGUCAAGCGAGCCCAAAUACCACGCCAUGCAGGAGGUCCAGCUGAGAGACCAGCACACAGGAAUGACAGUGGAUAAAGACCAGUCACAUGACCCGCUGCACUGUCACCAACACUUCCCCUCCUCCCCCGGCGUCCCCACCAGCGAUUCUUACAUGGAAUACGACGACCUGCCGGAUCUACAGGAGGUCCCAGAAGAACCUGCAGCUCCGCCCGUUUUUACGGUGGAGGUCGGCGUGUCGCACCAGGAGCGGCCCGGCUCCCACCCUCCAGAGACGCUGUGGCUCACUCAGCUGGCACACAUCGCCACGGGACCGCAGAGCCCGCUGCUGCAGGAGCCUCCUGGCAGCAGUCCCUCCUCCGCCUGCAUCCCGAGCACCAGCAGCGAUCUGCACUCCUACGCCCGGCCCCCUCCUGCCCUGCAGAGCGACGCCACGUCGCCCUCUAGAGCUCACGGCAGGGAGCGCAGGCGCAGCAGGACGAGCAGCGAGUGCAGCUCUGCCGUGUCCGCCUGGUCCUCUCUGUCUGACGAUGAAGACAUGGGCUGGAGUUUCUCCUGGCCGCCCACCGCCUGGCAUUGUUUCCUCAGAGGAAGUCGACUGCGUUUUCACAGCGGCGUGAACGUGGAGUGGCAGGACGUGGAGGACCUGGAGUCUGCAGAGCGAGCUCAUGCCGACGAAGAGCUGUCCAACUUCCUUAAGAGUUACGGCUCUGAAGGCCUGCAGCUGAUGGAGCACGCAGAGAUGGUGCUAUCGGGUCAGACCGUGCUCCAGCUGACCUUUGACCCCGGCGUCUUUGGCCACACCCCCGUGACUGUGCGCUGCCCCCUGGAUCACCCUUUCUACGUCAAAAGCAAAGGGUGGUCGUCUUUCUACCCGAGCUUGACCGUGGUGCAUCAUGGGAUUCCGUGCUAUGAAAUAGAAGUGGGAGACACGUGUCUACCUCCUGGACACCGAGACGGCAAACAAGCGGGGGAUUCGCUGGUCUUUGACACCUUUAAGAGUUACGACUUCACUCCUCUGGACUCGUCUGCGGUCUAUGUGUUGAGCAGUAUGGCCAGACGGCGGCGGGCCUCCCAGUCCAGCGGCGGAGCCGUUUCUCCUGACAGAGGCGCGUCACACGACGUUCACAGUCGAAGCCAUUCCCGCUCCAGUCAUCCAAAAGCAGCCAAAAACCAGCCUGUCAGGGCGCAGGGUGGCAGCAACGCCCCGCCCACUAAGUGCAAGCGACCAAUGAACGCCUUCAUGCUUUUUGCCAAGAGGUUCCGCGUAGAAUACACACAAAUGUACCCGGGCAAAGACAACAGAGCCAUCAGCGUCCUCCUCGGUGAGAGGUGGAAGAAGAUGCGAAGUGAGGAGCGCCGCGUCUUCACGCUCCAGGCCAAGGCGCUGGCAGAGGAGCAGAAGAGGCUGAACCCGGACUGCUGGAAACGCAAACGAACCAACUCUCAGGGCUGUCAAGGAAACUGAAGUCUCUGAGCUGACACUCAGCAGCUCUAGUCCCUGAAGGAGUCUGGCAGAGGAGAACCGUUCUGUUACAUCUCCAGGAAGACCGAGCGUCUCUGAAACCGAGACUUCCCUUCGUCUCACCUGAGGUGCUGCUGGGCGUUUUCAAACCCUGCACAGGAUCACUUCCCAACAGUUUUCCAGCAAUGUGACAGGAAAAACAAAAAAAGAGAUUCUGAUUCUUCUCAGCUUCUCUUCUUAUGCUUGAAUCAGGUGGAGGUUGUGGUGCUGUAGCCAAAGUAGCCAUUUUCGCUCAAUCGUUUCUGUUAAAGACGUUUAAAUUUAUUUUCUUUCCUUGUGUUUGAGUUCAGUGUUAUUGCACACUAAUAUAUACACUUUAACUUUGCUUUUGUGUAAUUGCUCUAGUAGCAUGCAGUUACUAAACCCGUGGUGUAUGAUAUAAACUUGGGCCUUUGGUUUUGUUCACCCUAACUAAAAAGCUGCUGGCGUUUUUCACAUUAAAGGUACAGCUCCCCGGUUUUCCUGAAACAAAAGCAACAUUUCUGUUUACAAUCAGUGUUACUCUUCAAGUCAGUUUAGAUAAGAAGUUUCCAAACUGUUGCUUAAGUGUGGGCUAGCACGUGGUGUAAAACCGGCCUUGAAAACGAGCAUGUGCUUUUAUUUUGAAAUGGAAUUCCUACAAGGAGAUAAGACUCUCUGUGCCAUAUUUUUCUGAGCAGAGCUGCAUUAAAAAAACCCGACAUCUGCUAGCCAACACUGUUCCUCGAUGACACAAACAGGAUGUUUGGCCCCACCCACGUUUUUUUAUAUUUGGUGAAAGAAACUCUCCAAAGUUGGCAAAGAUCAUCUGUAGGAGUCAGAAUUGGUCACAACAUAGGAACCAAACCUUUACGUGAUUGGUGGAAGCCUGUGGCCGUAACCAAUGAGUGUCUGAGGAAAAAUAUAUUUUUAAAAAGUCUUUUAAAGAGUUUUUGUUCCAAUAGAGGCAUUUAAGUAGCAAUAAAUAUCAUGUUUUUAAAUUUAUAUAAAUAAUUAUGUGGAUUUUUAAAAAUAAUGGGAAGGUUGGAUCCCAGUCAUCACUAGUUACCUUAUGGAAGCUGUCUUUAGGUGCAAAGACCUCCUCCAGAGUUUAUACACACAACCAGACUCAUUAUAGGAUUUACUUAAAAAGAGGAGCCUAAUUACUUUGAUAUAUAUUUCAUUCACAGUGAUUUGAUGUGAUAUCGGGUGCAUGCAGACUCAUCGACCUUCAGCCGGUGAGCGUAAAGGGCGAGCACUCAUAUUCUCACAAUGUAAUAAGAUUUAUUCUUAAUGCACUAUAUACACUUUAUCUUCUGUGACUGCUACAGUAUGACGUGUAAUGACAGAUAUUAAUAUGAUCAUGUAGAAAUAUAUAUAUUUUUGGUUUCAUCUUUGGUCGUGGUGUUGCUUUGAAUUCUUGUCUAUAAAGUUGUACAGGUCAAUCGGGUUAGACUAUGCUAAUGUGUAUUACAAGGAAAAAUAAAUAACAAAUGAUUAGAGUGUAUCUGCAUGUGUGUUGUAUUUUUGAUCACACUAAUUGAUUUUCUUUAAAAUACUUAAAAAACACAGAUUAAAGAACAGAAGGUUUUUGUAGUUUUACUCGUUCAUAAAGGUGUACCACAAGGCUCUGUUCUAUGUCCUUUGUUAUUUACUUCAGCACAGCUUUUAUACUCCAAAUUCAGCAUUUAACUUGGAGCCGAUACUACAGUUGUGUAUUAUUAUGUUACUAUUCAUACAAAAACUUUACUGCUAAUAAAGGAAAAAUGUAAAUGUUCAA
This is a messenger RNA of Oryzias melastigma (Indian medaka), 3889 nucleotides long. RefSeq names its product HMG box-containing protein 1. Gene Ontology annotation, biological process: regulation of transcription by RNA polymerase II. Gene Ontology annotation, molecular function: RNA binding; DNA-binding transcription factor activity, RNA polymerase II-specific; RNA polymerase II cis-regulatory region sequence-specific DNA binding. The transcript has 13 exons. Gene Ontology annotation, cellular component: nucleus. Bases 568 to 2094 code for a protein of 508 amino acids. The record is from RefSeq and is a predicted model, not a curated record. NCBI's taxonomy places the organism in Eukaryota, Metazoa, Chordata, Actinopteri, Beloniformes, Adrianichthyidae.